Fraxinus pennsylvanica is the source of this 909-nucleotide messenger RNA. The record is from the annotation of a GenBank genome assembly. Lineage: Eukaryota; Viridiplantae; Streptophyta; Magnoliopsida; Lamiales; Oleaceae.
AUGAUGGUGCCAACAGGAGCAGCAAUUACCUGGUGCGCACUCACAGUAAUUCUCGUGGUCUCUCUCCUCAUCCGUCCGUCCGUCGCUAUCUACUGCGAUGAGGAUGACUGUUACGAUCUCCUAGGCGUCUCUCAAAAUGCCAAUUCCUCUGAGAUCAAGAAAGCUUAUUACAAGCUCUCUCUUAAAUAUCAUCCGGAUAAAAAUCCCGAUCCGGAAUCGAAGAAGUUGUUCGUGAAAGUUGCUAAUGCUUAUGAGAUUUUGAAAGACGAAGCUACAAGGGAGCAGUACGAUUAUGCAAUUGCACACCCAGAGGAGGUGUUUUAUAACACAGCUCGAUACUACCAUGCUUACUAUGGCCACAAAACAGAUCCUCGUGCUGUCUUUGUGGGACUUAUUUUGAUGCUCUCUGUAUUCCAGUAUCUAAACCAGUGGACAAGGUAUACGCAGGCUAUUGAUAUGGUCAAGAAGUCGCCCGCCUACAAAAACAAGCUAAAGGCCUUGGAACUUGAACGCAAUGGGGGAGUGACAAAUAAGAAGAAAAGUAACAAGCAAGUAGAUAAGAAGCUACAGGAAGAGCUCAGCAAGGAACUUGACCUGCAGAUAAAGGGUGCUGAAAAACCCUCUGUUUGGGAACUUUUAGGCAUUCGUUUCUUGCUACUCCCUUACACUGUCGGGAAGCUUUUAUUGUGGUAUGGAUGUUGGUUCUGGAGAUACAAGGUGAAACGAGCUCCGUAUUCAUGGGAAGAUGCCUCCUAUUUAACAAGAAGAUCCCUUGGAGUACCUUCUGAUUCAUGGAGAUAUACUGAUGAAUCAACCAAGGAAGAUCUUAUUCAGAGACGUCUUUGGGAAAAACCCAACUUGGAGAGCUACAUGGCGGAGAUGAGGAAAGAAUCAAAACGCAGAAGAUAA